Molecule: messenger RNA, 1226 nt
Organism: Truncatella angustata
Lineage: Eukaryota; Fungi; Ascomycota; Sordariomycetes; Amphisphaeriales; Sporocadaceae
Exons: 2
Coding region: 127-846 (239 amino acids)
Biological process (GO): mitotic sister chromatid segregation
Cellular component (GO): kinetochore; MIS12/MIND type complex
Source: RefSeq, a predicted model, not a curated record
GCCCCAUGUAACUAGGAACCCAGGAAAGUAAACAAUGCGACAGCGACAGCGACAGCGACAUCUUAUUUACUGCGAGCUUGCGCGCACGAGGCAAACACGACCCAAAACACCUACGGCCCCCCCAAGAUGAACACGGCCGUGGCAGCCCACUACCGCAAGAUCGAGCUGCAGGCGCCCGAGGACCUGACCUACCUGCUAGCCAACGUGCGGCGCGCGGCCGCGGAGCACAUCAACGAGGCAUUCCCGCCGGUCGAGGGCGCGCAGGGCGAGGAGGACGAGCUGCGGAACCGGAUAGAGGAACUGAUCGACGAAUACAUAACCAAGACCUUCGCCCUCUCGGCGCCCAACCUCUCCAUCAACGGCCUCGACAUCGACGACCUCUCGGUGCUGUCCCCGGACUCGGCGGGCUCCCUCCCGAGGGGCGCCGGCGAGCCCGAGGUGGUCUACACGCCCUUCGACCCGCGCCUGCGGUCGCGCGUCGAGGACCUGACGCGGGAGGAGGAGGACCUGCUGCGCGACAUCGCCGCGCUCAAGAAGUCCGUGCCCUCGGCGACGGCGGGCGCGUACGCCGAGGCGUUCCGGGAGGGUCUGGCGCGGGACGAGGAGGCGCUGGCCGCCGAGAAGGCGAGGGAGGACGGGCCGUCCUCCUCCUCGUCCGGCGCGGGGCAUGAGGCUGCCGGCGGCGGUGGGUUGAGCAUGGAUAGGCUGGAGAGGCAGGAGGACGUGGAGAAGGCAUACGCGAGGGCGGUGGAGGGCCUCGCGAGGUUGAAGAGGGAUAUGCCGGCCGUGGUGGCGCGCAUGGAGAGGGCCAGGGGCGCCGGCAGCUAUGUUGUCACCGAGAGGUGACGAGGAAUCAUUCUCUGGGUCAGCAACCAACAAAGAAAUGAGGGAAGAAGGAUUGUGCCAUGUCGCAGUGGUGCUUGGGGUUUUGCCUGACAAUGGCGUUUUAGAAUGAGAGAUACCAGCAGGGCACGAAGCAGCGAAGAUUAUCAUGAACAUGGCACGAGCAUCAAUAUUUACAUGACACCUGUAUACGAUCUGGGAGUACGUCGGUUUUGGUACCCUGUCUAACGCCUGCCUGUUUUGAAGGUCAGGUUUAUUAUUCCUGCAGCCUCUACGCAUUUAUGCUCGUCCUAUUUAUAUGAAGUAUGCAGAUCACAAACGCGUCCUCCAUUUUUCUAAACCGGGACGCAUGUGUCUUUUCUUGUCUGUCGCAACAACACCGC